This is a messenger RNA of Aspergillus steynii IBT 23096, 1450 nucleotides long. RefSeq names its product GTPase-activating protein SEC13 (gene sec13). Gene Ontology annotation, biological process: protein import into nucleus; COPII-coated vesicle budding; positive regulation of TOR signaling. The transcript has 6 exons. The record is from RefSeq and is a predicted model, not a curated record. Gene Ontology annotation, cellular component: COPII vesicle coat; nuclear pore outer ring. Gene Ontology annotation, molecular function: protein binding; structural molecule activity. Bases 158 to 1087 code for a protein of 309 amino acids. Lineage: Eukaryota; Fungi; Ascomycota; Eurotiomycetes; Eurotiales; Aspergillaceae.
GCUGCCCGUCUGUCUCCUCCUCUUCCACCACCAUCCCACUCCAUUGCACAAGAGCUACCUGGGAUUGUGAACUGUUUUCUCUCCGCCUGUCAGCUUACACAUUGUCGUCUGCAAUCUUAAUCCCAAUAUACUCCAAGCAGCUUUUAACAAGGCAAAAAUGGCGGCUGCUCAGGUCAUCUCGAAUUCUGGGCAUGAUGAUAUGAUUCACGAUGCCGGUCUGGAUUAUUACGGUCGAAGAUUGGCCACAUGCUCGUCGGAUAAGACAAUAAAGAUAUUCGAAAUCGAAGGCGAGACGCAUCGAUUGAUUGAAACUCUUAAAGGACACGAAGGUGCUGUGUGGUGUGUCGCAUGGGCCCAUCCCAAAUUCGGCACAAUCCUUGCCUCUUCUUCGUACGACGGAAAGGUGCUCAUCUGGCGCGAGCAGCAUCAAAACUCGACAUCUCCUGUCGCUGGCAGCUCCUGGACCAAAGUUUUUGAUUUCUCUCUUCAUACUGCGUCGGUGAACAUGGUCUCCUGGGCUCCCCACGAGAGCGGAUGCCUGCUUGCGUGCGCUUCCUCGGAUGGCCACGUCAGUGUUUUGGAGUUCCGUGAUAACAGCUGGACUCACCAGAUUUUCCACGCCCAUGGCAUGGGUGUGAAUUCUAUCAGCUGGGCCCCUGCGACAUCUCCUGGCAGCCUCAUCAGCUCCAACCCUGGACCUGGCCAGCAGCGGAGGUUUGUUACCGGCGGUAGUGAUAAUUUGCUCAAAAUUUGGGACUACAGUCCGGAAACCAAGAGUUAUAACUUGACCCAGACUUUGGAGGGUCACUCCGACUGGGUCCGAGACGUCGCUUGGUCACCCAGCAUACUGUCCAAAUCCUACAUCGCAUCCGCUUCGCAAGACAAGACCGUUCGAAUCUGGACUUCUGAUGCGUCAAACCCGGGCCAGUGGACCAGUCAGCAACUUGAGUUUGACACCGUCCUCUGGAGGGUCAGCUGGAGCCCCAGCGGAAAUAUCCUCGCUGUAGGGGGAGGCGACAACAAGGUCAGCUUGUGGAAAGAAAACCUCAAGGGACAAUGGGAGAAGGUAAAGGACAUUGAGGAAUAGACUUUUUUCCCGCUCCCCUUUUCUUUUGUUCCUUUUCUUUAUUUCUCGAACUUGCUAUGUAUCUUCAAAACAGAAAUCCUCUCCGCAUGUUCUCCAAAAGUCUAUGUUCAUCAUAUGAAUGGGCAGAAAAGGCUCAUGUGUCGUAUUUCAGAGCAAGUCGUGUUGUGUUCCUUACGAAAGAGGCUCCCACGACCACGGAUGAAAGAGAAAACGGGCGUAGGGGGUCGAGAUGGCGCCAUGUCGGUAACCGGGCUAGCAAGUUCGUCGCUCUGGGGUUGGAAAUCGCCACAUUUUAGUCAUGGUCGCACGAUUAGUUAAUGGGGAGACACAGUUCUAUUAUCAUUAUCGGCUGGCCGUCAAAGC